AUGGACCGAAGAAGCCGUAAUAGUGUCGACGUAGACGAAUUCCUCGUGGAUACCUCUGAGAGCAACAGGAGCAUCGGCGAUAACUUCCUCAGUGUCCGUUCCGGCUGUGCGGAGGACGACGACGAUACCGUCGCAAUGAGUGGGAGUGUACGAUUUGAAGAAGAUGGCUUUAAAGACUUUCGCCGGAGACGGUGCAUCGAUGACGACUCGUCCCAGGAAGAGGAGGCCGACGAAAAAGACGAUGAGGAAGCCCUGGUUGAUGUUGAUAAUGCCUGGGAUAAUGACAGUACCAACUGGGAUGGAGAAGAAGAUGAGAGCUGCAGUUCUGCUGAAGCCAAAGAAGCAGCCAUUCGACAAGGCCUUUGGGAUUGGAUAGUACAUCGAUACAAAAAUGAUCUCUUCCAGCAAUUUCUGGCAACUAUUGCGGCUUGCUACGAAUUUGUGGUCAAAGUGUUGAAGAAGUGUAUCCGUGGCGGUGAAGAAGAGCCUGCAGGCGAUGCUGUCGAUGCUGCCAAGGAAGUGAUGGAAAUAGUGGAUAUUUCUGCCAGCAACCAAAUGGGUUCGUCGUCCAUGGGUCAUAGUAGUACCGGUGGAGGAGCUGGAGCCUCUGGGACUACUGCCGCCAGUGUUGCUUCUGGUGUUGGCGCAACGCAGGUGUCGGUAACGGUAGUUGGUCAGAUGGCCACUCAAGCUGCAACCAGUGCGGCUGGUGCUUCUGCAGCGUCAACCGCAGCUGCUGCGAGUGUCAGUGCUGCUGCUGUGGCAACAGCAGCAAGUGCCGUAGCCUCUGUAGGGGUUGUGUCUCAAGUGGGCAUUACAGUGGGAAUUGUGGUGGUAACGGCAGCUGCUGUGAGUGGUGGUGUGGCCAUUAAGUCAGCUGUCAACAAUGAUUCCAACACAACCGCUGCCCCUGUAGUUGUGGACAAGGAUCCUUUUGUGCCGCAAAAUUGUUCCACAUCCUCUAAACUAAAACGAGGGUUCGUUGAACUGAAGGUACAAGGAAUGCCAGAAGAUGCCUUGCCCAAACACCAGGACAAACUAGAACUGCUCUUUAGAGACCUCUACAAUAAUAUUACAGGAAUGUGCUUGGACCCAUAUUCACGCGUCUUGCACAGAGCUGAUCUUAUAGACUGGAGCACUGAAGACAGUGUGGUUUUCUUGGAUGGUGCCGAUAAUGGUCGGCAUUUGCAGCUGCAAGCAACCUUUGACAUAUCCCAGUUCUUUCCCCUGUUUGCUGCAUCCUUUGGUUUCACUAUAGAGCCAGUCCUGUUUGAGGAGAGCAGUGACACUGAGGCAUCGCACAGCAGAGCCCCCAUGCAGGUUGUGUUUGCUACUACAAAAGUGUCCCCUGAUAGAAGUAAUGGCGACAGUACAGAAGCAAUAAUCAGUUCCAUUGGCCAGGACACAAUUCAGCCAUUUAUAGACAGAGUGGAAGAGAGCGAAGGAAUCAUCAUAUUGCCAUUCAUCUCAGACGAGUUAUCAUCUCUUGCAAAGUGCUUGUCAGAUGCUGAUAUUGAUGAGGAAUUUGAGGAGUCUGCUCUGUGCAAAGAGCUACAGCAGAUGAUUGCCAAGGACGACACUGAUAACUCCGCCAUUGACAGAGAAGCACUUGCCGCUUGUUUGCAGGCUCCGAGUAAUCCAGGCUGUCAAGAAGUCUUGGGUACUGCAUUGGAAACUGUCGCUGACAUCACCAAUUUGGAAGGCACUGAUCGGCCACCAGCCAAUGUUGACGGUUCAAGUGAAUCAGGGAAUGAAGAACCUGAGGCUGGACCCAAUGAAAUGGCCGACAUUGGGAUGAGUCCAGCUGCUGGACCCUCAUUUCUCCUUGAUGAAGGUGGAAGCAUUUUUGACACCAACAGCAAUGGACGUCCAGAAGCAAUGGUACCAGCGAUGCCGGCAGCUCCUAGUCAGCCAAACUCUGUUGCAUCUGAUGCUGAUCAGCAGUCAAUCCCAACUGUCUUGACACCAUCUGGACCAAGUCAAUCUGCCAUGAAUAUCAAUCAACUACCACCUAGCCCUGGUUUGGCCCAGUCACAGGGUAGCAUUUCAAUUGUCAGACCAACCAUGCUACCAUCCACUUCAGUCCCAAUCAAUUUGCCCCCAACUGCUUUCACCAAUGAAGCACUCCCCCCCUUGCAAGCUCCAACUCCAGAAUCCAUAACCCAACCCAAUGCAGCCCCAUCACCUCGAAACGCUCCUGUGUCUUCCAAUGGUGCCCCCAUGCAGUCAGAAGCAAAGCCUACACCUGCUCAAUCCAUUGUUACACCAACAGCUGCCUUGUCGCCUACCAAGCUGGCUUCCACCACUCUAUCUUCUGAUACAAAAAUUGGACUUUUGGCAUUUCCAAACAAUGGUGGCUCCCGUCCAACAGCGCAAGCUGUCCAAGGUCCUGUAGCAACUCCAACAGUUGUGACAUCUCUAUCACCAGUGACUUCAAUGGGACUCAACAGGUUCGCAAAUGAUCAUGGUUUUCUUUCUGAGCAGGCACCAGGUGCUCCCACAGUGUCAAUCCCAGCUGCCCUAGGUUCUCCCCCAAUGUCAAUCCCGGCCGUCCUAUCAGUAGGAGUACCAAAACGUGGUGUAUCCAUAGUAUUAGUACCUACGACCCAGAAUCCAACAACUUUGCAACCAACAGGAACACCUACUGCGCUACCCACAAAAGUGCCAACAAUGGAACCAACAGACGCACCAACCGAUUUGCCCACAACCACUGAAGAGCCAACCUUUCGACCAACAUUUGAGCCAACCGUGGAACCCACGGUGGAGCCAACCAUGGAUCCCACCCUUGAACCAACCUUUGAACCCACCGUGGAGCCAACAGGUUUUCCCACCAUCCUACAAACUCGAGCACCCACUCUAGAACCAACCAUUCAGCCUACACAAGAACCCGCUGCUGUUCCAUCAAUGCAUCCCUCCAUUUCUCCAAGCAUUGCGUGUGGUGAUGUGUUUGUCGAUGUUGAAAACAAUUAUUAUGUGGUCUUCUCGGGCAAUAUGGAUGCUCUCUCUGAUGAAGUUUUGGUAGACACCAACAAGUUCUCCCAGUGGUGUGCCCAGUGGCCUCCCAUCUACAUCACCAUCCCAAGAUCCUUCAAGUUUGCCAUCUCUACGUCCCUCAUUAAAUCCGUCUAUCCCUCCUUCCACUCUUCCAUCCGAGAUUCUUUCAAACGGCCCUUCCCAAAAUCCGUCUCCAAAUUCUUCAAUGAAUACAUCAUCUGUACCAUCAGCACUGCCUUCAAUCCUUCUGUCCUUGCUUCCGUCCAGUAUUCCUUCAACCAGGCCUUCUGUUGCCCCAUCUGUCCUUCCCAGCUUGUCACCCUCACGAAUUCCUUCUUCAAAUCCAACAAUGUCUCCCUCACAGAAUCCAACAAAAAUCCCAACUAA
Messenger RNA from Seminavis robusta, 3381 nucleotides. Lineage: Eukaryota; Bacillariophyta; Bacillariophyceae; Naviculales; Naviculaceae. The record is from the annotation of a GenBank genome assembly.